CAGCUGCCAGAGCAGCGGACGCGGUGCCUGUGCCUAAAACCGGCUCCGGGGCGCUGCAGCUUGGCAGGCGCCUGUCCCGAGAGCGGCGGCCCGCGGAGACGCUCGCCCCUAACCUCGGCUCCCCGGCCGCGCGCUAGGGCCGGGCUAGAAGGGAGCAGCCGGGCUGCACGAGGCUGGGGGCCCGUGGGCGCGGCCGCGCGCCGCCGGGCGGGAGGCUGGGGGGCCGGGGCCGGGGCCGUGCCCCGGAGCGGGUCGGAGGCCGGGGCCGGGCUCGCGGGGCGGCUUCUCCCCGGGCAGCUCCCGGCGCGCCCCCGGUUCCCCGGCAGGGUCCCGGAGGGGCCAUGGCAGCCGGGAGCAUCACCACGCUGCCAGCCCUGCCGGAGGAUGGAGGCAGCGGCGCCUUCCCGCCCGGCCACUUCAAGGACCCCAAGCGGCUGUACUGCAAAAACGGGGGUUUCUUCCUGCGUAUCCACCCCGACGGCCGCGUGGACGGGGUCCGGGAGAAGAGCGACCCACACAUCAAAUUACAACUUCAAGCAGAAGAGAGAGGAGUUGUAUCCAUCAAAGGUGUGUGUGCAAACCGUUACCUUGCUAUGAAGGAAGAUGGAAGACUGCUGGCUUCUAAAUGUGUUACAGACGAGUGCUUCUUUUUUGAACGACUGGAGUCUAAUAACUACAAUACUUACCGGUCAAGGAAAUAUUCCAGCUGGUAUGUGGCACUGAAACGAACUGGGCAGUAUAAACUUGGAUCCAAAACAGGACCUGGGCAGAAGGCUAUACUUUUUCUUCCAAUGUCUGCUAAGAGCUGAUUUUAAUGGCACCAUCUAAUCUCAUUUCACAUGAAGAAAGAGAAACAUAUAUUUGUUAAUGAGAGGAAAACAAAUGUCUACAGCUCAGCUUUGUUGAAUGGCCAGGCAACUUUUUAUCUAAUAAUAAAAUGUUUAACCAUUGCCUCAGUAAAGAAAACAAUUCCUAGAGAAUGUAUAGACUUCCACCUUUUAUAUAGAAUCUGCUGUUACCCAGUCAAGGUUACCUAGAACUAUAAUCUUUCUCACAUAUUUGCUUUAUUUGAAAAGCUUUUAAAAUAUGCACAUUUACAAAUUUUCUUAAUGGAAAUCAUAUAUUAGAAAAUUAGUCAUAUUUAUCCCAAAGGUUCAUUAUGUCUUAUAGCACAUAUUCAUUUACAUGUACAUCUUAAAUUUUAAAAAAAUGUAAAAUGUGAACUUAAUCCAUUCCUAUCAUAGUUUUGUAAUUCUCUGGCAGUUCUUUGUGAUACAGUUUAUAGAAAAGGCCUGUGUAAACUGCUGGAAGCUUUUCCAUGGUCAGAUCAAUCUUGUCAAACCCUUCUCUGUACCCAUAUAGCAGCAGUCCCGCAACUCUGCGGGUGAUGGGAGUUGUGUUUUCAGUCUUAACAAGCUCAGUGAGAUCCAUCCACUCACAUCUUAAGCAUUCAUGCUGGCAAAAAUUUAUGGUGAAUGAAAAUGGCUUCAGGCGGCAGACAAUAUACAUAUCAGACUUCCCAAAGGCUCCCGGACUGGUGUGCUGCUGCCGGAUACUCAAGAGGGACUGGAAUUCUGAUUCUAUCCCAGUCUCUUCAAAAACUUCUCGAACUGCUGUGUCUCCUACACGGAAGACAGAUGUACAAAUCACUAAGGAUCACAUUUUCAGAAACGUCAUCAUCAAAGAUUUCCAGUGAAAAGAGCAUUAUCUAAAGUUUCCAAAGCAAACGGAACUGCAAGAAAGUUUUCAACACGAACUGCCUGCCUUCUGAAUGUACUGAAAUGGUAUUUUCUCACCACUGUACAUUUCAGAAGCUUUUGAAGUACUGAAUAUUCCUUUUGGCUACUACUUGGAGGCUUAUUCAACCUGUACGUUUGUGGGGUCAGAUCUUUUUAAACUCUCUUGUUCUGUUUUCCAAAAGGUAAAAGCAUAGGUUACUAAAGUUAAAAUGUAUGUUGUAAAGCUGUAUGAAUACUCACAUUCCUUUAUAGUUCUUGAUCAUUAUUCUUUAUCAUCCAUUAAAACUGCCUCAAUUGGUACAUACCAGCUUUGCGAAAAAGUGAUCUAUUCCUCCUGGUACAUGGAGUGCUUCAAAAGUUUGUGGAAAAUGGAGUUAAGAUGUUUAUUUUGGUGUAAAAAAUUUUAAAAUCCAUGCCAAAGUUAAUGGGGGCUGUUUGGCAUUGCAGUUAAGAUGCUUCUUUGGAGACCUGAAUCCCAUAUAGGAAUGCCUGUGUCUGAGUCAGCUCUGCUUCCUAUUCCAGCUUCCUGCUAAUGCAGACCUUGGGAGGCAGCAUGUGAGACCUGCCACCCAUGUGGGAGACCCAGACCAUGUUCUCGGCUCCUGCAUUUGGCCCAGUCCAGCUUAGACUUGAGGCAUUUGGGGAGUGAAACAGCAGAUGAGUGCUCUGUCUGUUCUGUCUUGUAGAUAAACAAGUUUUUAAAAAAUUUAUAAAAGCAGUUGUCUUCCUUAAAUUAAUGGAACAUAUAUGUUAUGAAAAAAACUAUGCAUGGAUUUCAAAAAGAUUUUGAAUCUAAACAACUUAUCUACCAUUUUCCACGUCCUUUUUGGGAGUCCCUUCAGAAGUCUGUAGAGCUGUAGCAUCUACCAAACUAGGGGAUUCUAACCUCUUCUGGUGAGCUCAGGUGGGCUGCACAGCCUCCAGGCCAGAAAGGAGAUUCCUAUACAACUUUCUGUGUGCACCUCUAGUUGUUCCUCUGUCCCCAUCACAGAUGAGUUUGAGAUUUCCCUUGUUUCCUCUGAGAAGAUUCCAAUAACCUGGAUACAUUCCUUCAACACCAAAAUGCUGCUGUCAUUUCAUCCAUAAUUUUCAAAACUGGGAAUAUAUAGAAUUUUUAUAAUACAACAUUUUCAUAUUUUAUAAGGUUGUCUUUUCACUUAAGUGCAAAUUUCUGUGGCAAGACUUUUAUUGCCAUCAGUAUAUUUUUGUGGUUGCUUUUUCUACACAUCCACAUGGACUCCUCUAACUGGACUUUUCAUAAAUUUUCUGAGACUCUGCCAUUGUCUCCCAAAGUGUUUCCAGGAAGCCUUUAACAAAGCUGCCUUCUCUGACCACUUUGCUGGGGAGACUUCACCAUUGCUAUAGAGGUUGCUGUUGUUAGUAUUCUUUAAUGCCUCCAUUGUUUGAAUUUGCCAAGUACUACUAAACGGUAUUUGCCUUCUCAGCAGUCCUACUGGUGAAGAACAGACAAGUAAGAGGAAGUCAGAAAAAUGUCUCAGUUCCUGUGUGCUUUGACUACAGACUUUUGUACCAGUCCCCCUGGAUAUGCUCUUGUUUUGUGUUUAGGAAACAGUUUUGAAAAGAUGGAGAGGAAGAGCAAAGUGUUCUAAACAGAAGGCAUUUGUCUACCAUUUUUAAACUGAAAGUAUAAAAGACAUUUAGGUUUCAGAGAAAACUUUCCUUAAUAAGAAUUAUUUUUAUGCCAAGUCAAUACCUGUUUGAUCUUAAAUGAGUGUUCCUAAAUAUUCUAUAAUGUUGUUUAAAUGUUUAUUUUUGUUCUUCAAGACAACUCCACACCCUCAGUCAUUUUUGUUUUGCCCAUAGUACCACUAAUCAAGAGCUGAGCAUUCAGUUUAUCAGUCUUGGCUGUUUGUACGUCCUUGAAGCACAGGAUGGGGCCUGUGAGCUCAUCUGCUCUGCUCAGCAGCCUCCAACUCUGAGAGAAGAUUGAAAACCCACACUUCGUGGGGAGUUUUGAUCUGUUUAACUUGAAUAUUACUGACUGGAGUUGAAUGGAGAAACAAGAUAGAGGAUCGCUUCUAUCUCAAGAAGGAAGAAAUCUCUUUCCCAAGGAUUUCAAUAUAAAUUUAUCUUGAUUUUUAACUGCUUUUUUCUGUUCUAUCUUAAAAUUUUAAUAUACUAUAAGCUAAACUUAGAUAAUAUUCACUGUUUUAUAGGUUUGAAGAAUAUAGAAAAAUUAGAGGAUUUUGCUAAUGAAAGGGUGUGUUAAAAUAGGGUACACUGUUUUGCUACAGAAUUAUAAAUGGAGUUUAUAUUUGCUAUUUCUAUUUUGUAAUAUUUAAUGAUGGGAUUAGGCUGAAAGAAAACAAUGGGAAACAUUUUGCAGAAUGUGGGUUUUCCUAGUGUUUCCUCAUGUGCUGAUGAGCUCUGCUUGGACUCGGCUGCCUUGUGGAUCUUUGGCUGAGGCACGCCACUCUUCCCGUCAGUAGUAAUGAGAUUUUUUUUUUAAAGGAACCUUGUAGAUAAUCUUUAAGAGUACUGUUUUAUAUUAAAGCCUUGAGGAUUACAUUCACUUUUGUGUGCGACACUCAUUUUUUAAACACUACAGAUAAUGUUUCAUUUACCAGGACUUCAGAGCCAAGAUCCAUUAUAAAUGUUUAACUGUGUGUGAUGACAGCUGUCCUCAAGUAUAUUAUAUGCUUUCCUAAAUAUACCAGGUAUAAAGAAAAUUAUUUAAAUAAUGUUUGAGUGAUUUGACUAUCAUUAAGCAUUUCUAUUAUUUUGUACUGUGUUAUAAUACAGAAGUCUCCAGCUAUCAACAUAGUCUUUUAGACUUGUAGCAAUUACCACUUCUAACCGCUUUCAGGGUUUUAUCAAUUCUAAGGCAAAUACUUUAUCUGUACUCCAUGUAGGAAAUACAAUGAAUGCCAAGUGCUCUGCUUUCCUUAACUCCUCAUGACUGGGGCAUGUAUAUAGGUGAGUUCCUGUGACAGCCACAAAAACUUGACAAAAGUAUGAUGUCUUUAAUUAUCUAGAGUUAAGUAUAUACUUCAGAACAUUUCUUAAAUCUAAAAUUAUGCAUAUUUGGCUUGGUAAUGUGUUCAUUUAUGCCUAGCUGUAAGUAUAUCUGAAAUUCAUUAAAAAAAAAAUCUGGCAUGACUUGGGAGAAGCAACUACACAAACCCUUUGUGCACUGCUGUUUGCCCAAUAUGGAUUGGGUAAGAAUGCCAAACCUAAGCUUAACUAGUUCCCAUGUGCUUGCAAGUCACUGAUGGUCAGUGUGAGAUAAUUAGGGGCUGUGGGAUCUAGGCAAAAGGACAGUAAUUAUAGAUUGUUAGGAGUUGGUGAUGUAACAUGUAGAGGGUAUUUUACAUGUGGAUAAUUUAAGAAAAUUAAGUUUAACAUAUAUACAUUUUAAGGUAAAAUAUUGAAAGAUAAUUUAGGAAACUGCCUUAACUUAGUUGUGGUCUAAAGACAAGGAGGUACAUGCAUUUUGAGGGAAAGGUCAUGGAGACAUAAAAUAUGUAUUGAUUAAUUAGGAUGGAGAUCAAAUUUGACCCAGUGGUUUAAGGAAUAGUAAGAAAAUUCAGCUUCUCUUCUCCCAUUUGCUGUAAUUCGGAGAUGUAAAGAACUCUGAAAGCUUACUCACAUUUCCUUGUCUUAAUUGUUGAGAACACUAAGUUGUUUUAGGGGUUAUUUCUCAUUUGAGACUUUUUCAUAUUUUUCAUAUAUUUAAUUUUUGGCUUCCUGACUUCAAAAUAAUUAGAUAAAAAAAUUUUAAGAGCAGAAUUAUGUCAUCAUUAUAACUGACUUUAUUAUUUCAAAGUUCAUUUAAAAUAAUAAUUAUCCUGUGAUGGAACAGUUAGGGAUUUGUGUUUUCUCAUAGUUUUAAUUGUAAUCAUAAAUAAUUGUUAAUGCUAAACUUUACUAAUUAAUAUCCAAGGAUUCUCUUUUUCUUACAAAUUAAUCUAGAAGCAGACCUAAACAGAAGGGGAGGGUAAUGCUCCUAAUGGCAUUAUUUAUGCUAAUGGAAUAAGUUGUAAUGUUAAAGUUUUGCUACUAAUCUUCCAGAAAUUUUCUUAGUCUGAACCAAUUAGAAAGUUUAAAAUCUUAACUAUAAAGCAGAAAAUAAAUGCAUGUAUUUCUUCAACAUUUUCAAGCUACUAAAAAAUAUGUAAGAUACACACCGAUGUCUUCUCCAGGCUCUGACAGGCCCCCAGGAAACUUCCACAUAUUUUUUAACUGCAGUAGAAAAUCAGAAAAUAAGAUUAACACAGCAUUAUACACACACAGAGAUUCCACAAAACCCACCCCAUAAUUGGUGACGGCAUUAGAGAAUUUCUUUGUUGGUAAUUGCAUGCAAUUUUUUUGCCAGUUUCCUUCCCUCAUCUUUCCUUCUUUUUCGGGGGAAACUGGUAACUGAUGAAAUCUUUUCCCACCUUUUUCUUGUGGAAGUAGUUCUGUUUCAUUAAUGUGAUAAAAUCUGUAUAAAUGAAACUUUGGAAAGAAAUAUCUACUGAAUUUGUGUAAUUAAAAGUAUUCGCUGCUAGUUAAUUAUGAACAAAUAGAAUCUUACAGAUGCUGCUAUAAAGAAGUAGAAAAUACAGUAUAAAUGUAAUCACUAAAGUAAUGCUAUUUUAAACUUUCACAUCUAUUUUCUGUAUUGUUUCUAACCAUAUAUAAUACCCAAGAUUUCUGUUAUAUGUAUUAAUGAUUUUAUGUAAAAUGUAAUUGCUUUUCAAGGUUAGUGUGAAUAAAAAUGAUUACUUUGUA
Molecule: messenger RNA, 6473 nt
Organism: Oryctolagus cuniculus (rabbit)
Lineage: Eukaryota; Metazoa; Chordata; Mammalia; Lagomorpha; Leporidae
Gene: FGF2
Product: fibroblast growth factor 2
Molecular function (GO): growth factor activity
Source: RefSeq, a predicted model, not a curated record